This is a messenger RNA of Talaromyces atroroseus, 1203 nucleotides long. RefSeq names its product Serine/threonine-protein kinase KIN28. Gene Ontology annotation, cellular component: transcription factor TFIIK complex; transcription factor TFIIH holo complex; nucleus. The coding region runs from base 1 to 1203 and encodes 400 amino acids. Gene Ontology annotation, molecular function: cyclin-dependent protein serine/threonine kinase activity; RNA polymerase II CTD heptapeptide repeat kinase activity; ATP binding. The transcript is spliced from 2 exons. Lineage: Eukaryota; Fungi; Ascomycota; Eurotiomycetes; Eurotiales; Trichocomaceae. The record is from RefSeq and is a predicted model, not a curated record. Gene Ontology annotation, biological process: positive regulation of transcription by RNA polymerase II; protein phosphorylation.
AUGGCAGUAUCACCACUCAUUACACAGUCUCCCUCUGGUGCAUCCACUGCAUCCAAGGCAAAAAUUCUCGCUGUAGGAAGCGAAAGUCAGCCCCCUCUCGCGUCGCCUUCGAAGGCACCGGCCACUGCAAGCUCGGAACUGGCAGAACAGUUGAAUGAAGAUGUGAGGCGAAAGUACGUUAAGGAUAAAAAGCUCGGUGAGGGUACCUACGCCGUUGUCUACCUCGGGUAUCUGCGCGACAAUCCUUCGUCCCUUGUUGCGAUCAAGAAAAUCAAAGUCAAUGCCGAGUAUCGAGACGGCCUUUCGAUGGAUGCUAUUCGGGAAAUAAAAUACCUACAAGAACUAUCUCAUCCGAAUAUUAUCGCUCUUCACGACGUGUUCUCUUCAAAGGAUCGGAAUCUGAACCUCGUGCUUGAAUAUUUGCCAUUAGGUGAUCUCGAAAUGUUGAUCAAAGAUGGCAACAUUCAAUACGGUGUGGCAGACGUCAAGGCUUGGAUGGGUAUGCUUACAAGGGGGGUCUGGUUUUGCCACGAGAACUUCAUCUUGCAUCGUGAUAUCAAGCCGAAUAACUUGUUGAUUGCGUCGGACGGCGAAGUGAAGUUGGCUGAUUUUGGCUUGGCUCGAUCUUUCGCUGACCCCUACCUGAACAUGACGCAUCAAGUCAUCACACGCUGGUACCGACCGCCCGAACUUUUAUAUGGCGCUCGUCAAUACUCCGCGGUAGUAGAUGUCUGGUCCAUGGGGAUGGUUUUUGCGGAAUUGCUACUUCGUGUACCCUAUGUGGCCGGGAAUAGUGAUAUGGACCAAAUUGCUAAGAUCAGUGAAGCAUUCGGGUCACCAACGGAGGAAAAUUGGCCUGGAGUGACCAAGCUUCCCAAUUACGUACCACCUGGAGACCGUAUCACUCCUCUUCAAGGGAGAGAGUUUUUCCUGCGCCAAUUCCCUACGGCAGGGCCUCUUGGGGCUGACCUUCUGAUGUCCAUGAGCACCCUUGAUCCUCGCAAGCGGAGUUCAGCGCGUGAGAUAUUACAACAUGCUUGGUGGAGAAGCGACCCAAAACCGACACCAAAGGAAUCUCUUCCAAGGAAGUCCGGGGGUUCACAGAAGAUGGGCAAUGAUUUAUCACGACGAGCUGGUGAAGAUUCUGAAGGUCGUUUCAAGAAUGCCGCUCGACAGUUGGACUUUGGAGGAGCCAUCAAAUGA